Molecule: messenger RNA, 902 nt
Organism: Solea senegalensis (Senegalese sole)
Lineage: Eukaryota; Metazoa; Chordata; Actinopteri; Pleuronectiformes; Soleidae
Product: keratinocyte-associated protein 3
Exons: 6
Coding region: 128-790 (220 amino acids)
Source: RefSeq, a predicted model, not a curated record
CAGGUGAGGUUGAUGACGUCAAGCAGGAAGUGGACACGCGGAGUUCAGUGAGGUCUGAAUUUGCUGCCGCUACGUCGGUCGAUUUUCUGACGGAAAUUAAUUAGUUUGAGAGGAAAAGUGGCGAGAGAUGUGCACGUUUGACAAGGACAAAGAGCCAAGGAGGCUGAUGAAAAAAGGAUUAGCUCUCAUCCUGAUCGGACAUAUUAACUUCAUCCUUGGAGCUAUUGUCCAUGGCAGUGUCCUCCGCCACAUUUCCAAACCCAGUCAACAUAUUUCCACCGAAUACACGGUAGCCAACAUCAUCUCUGUCACCUCUGGCCUGUUGAGCAUUUCCUCUGGGAUCAUUGCCAUUGUGGUGUCAAGGAACAUUCAUGUUUCGAAACUGCAAAUAGGACUCAUUGUUACAUCAUUUUUCAACAUCCUGCUCUCUGCAGCAUGCUGCGUUGGUCUCCUCUUGGCAAUUAGUGUCACAGUCGCCCACAGUGGGCAAGGUUUGAUGCAGGGGUGCAAUGCCACAGAGGUGCCCAUCAAUGCCCGGUCACCUGUCAGUGCCCAGUGCCCCUUUGAUACAACCCGCAUUUAUGACACCACCCUGGCCUUAUGGAUCCCCUGUGCUGUGCUGGCAGCAGCUGAGGUUGGACUGUCUGUCUGGUGUUUCAUCGUUGGAUUGGCUCUCAGGGGAAUGGCACCCUGUGGGAACAGCUACAUCAAAGAGCAGUUUGAGGAAGGAGCUGAGCGUUGGCCACAUAGCCGGCGUCUGAUUGGACAUCGCCUCAACCCUGAUGUCUAACCAGGAAGGAUAAACAUUGGCUUAAAACAAGCACAGCUAAAUCCCAGAAGGCACCACUGCACCUGUGUUUUUGAGACUAGUAUUUCUUUUUUCUUUUUUUUUUUACCUGUAU